AUGAACCGUAUUCUUCGUCAUUCUGUUUUCAACACAUCCAGAGCCGCCGUAAAAUCUGUCAUGCUUAAUACCAAUACUUCAGGAGCGGCAGAGGCUCAGCGUCCAUCAGGCCUCCAGUUUACUGUCCAUCCCAACGCCGCUUCAUUCGCAGUCUCCCAGCAGGCGUAUCUUGCAGCUCAUCCAGAUCCGAGAUACGGCUAUAUCGCGACUGGCUCACUCGUAUUCGACGUGAGCAACCAAUCAUGUCCUCGUUUGCUUCUACUCCAGCGCGCUGCUCAUGAUAGCAUGCCCAACAAGUGGGAGGUCCCUGGGGGCGGCUGUGACGACAACGACGAGAGCAUCCUGCACGCUGCGGCGCGCGAGCUAUGGGAGGAAUCCGGCCUGAAAGCAGUCCAUCUGGGGGCUCCUGUCGGAAAACCUUACUUCCUCUCGAGUAGGUCUGGGAAGAAAAUAUGCAAGUUUGUGUUCCCAGUGCAGGCCGAGACCAACAGCGAGGGCCGCAUGGAUGUAACUUUGGACCCACGAGAGCAUCAAUGCUUUGUGUGGGCCAGUGAAGAAGAAGUCAAGGCUAAGAGGAUAAAGGACAUGGAGCUGGAGUUUACGACGACGGACUUGGAGUGUAUAGUGCUCGCAGCAUUUAGUCAUUUCAAGACGGGAUAA
This is a messenger RNA of Trichoderma aggressivum f. europaeum, 660 nucleotides long. RefSeq lists its product as uncharacterized. Gene Ontology annotation, molecular function: hydrolase activity. Lineage: Eukaryota; Fungi; Ascomycota; Sordariomycetes; Hypocreales; Hypocreaceae. The transcript has a single exon. The record is from RefSeq and is a predicted model, not a curated record. Bases 1 to 660 code for a protein of 219 amino acids.